Molecule: messenger RNA, 615 nt
Organism: Clonostachys rhizophaga
Lineage: Eukaryota; Fungi; Ascomycota; Sordariomycetes; Hypocreales; Bionectriaceae
Source: the annotation of a GenBank genome assembly
AUGGCGGACGAUUCGCGACGACGGUCGCGUUCUCGUUCGCCUGGGCGACGCCCACCCAAAGCCAACCGUGGAUUCAGGUGGAAGGAGAGUCGCUCGAAUGAUGGCGAUAGGGAUCGACGAGACAACGACCGACGACGAGACUAUCGCAACCGGUCCCCCCCUAGAUAUCGCAACUCGUACCGCGAUAACGACCGCGACAGAAACGACCGCGAUAGAAACGACCGCGAGAGAGAUGGUCGAAGCCGAAACGAUCGUGAAUCUUUUCGCCCAUCACAUGAUGACCGCCCUCGGAGGAGAGACAGGGAACCCAAGGAUGAUUCAGAGAAGCCCGCCAAGAAGGACAAGAAACCCCCGGUUGCCGCUGCAGCUCCAGGCCAAGAAAUGAUUGUUGUGAACAUUAAUGAUCGUCUGGGCACAAAAUCUGCCAUCCCAUGCUUACCAUCUGAUACGAUUCGUGAGCUGAAGAUUAUGGUGGCCGCGCGGAUCGGUCGCGAGCCAGGGCAAAUCAUGUUGAAGCGCCAGGGCGAACGGCCAUUCAAAGACCAGCUUAGUUUGGAGGAUUACGGAAUUUCAAACGGUGUGCAGCUCGACUUGGAGGUGGAUACUGGAGAUUAA